AUGCGCCUCUUGACAGUUACAAUACUUGUUGCCGCGUUUUCCGCCAACGCAGUAGUUCUCAGAAAUGAAGAUGCUCGUAGUCUCAAGGGAAGCAAUCAUACCGCGUUCGAAUGGGGAGCUUGCGACCCGACCUUGGUGCAAGACCUCAAUGUCUCGUGCAGCUUCUUCGAGAUACCUCUGGAUUACCACAACUCCGAAGCGGGAACGGGGAGACUCGCCGUUGCCAAAGUGAACGCCACGGGCGAACGACUCGGGACCGUUUUCUUCAACCCAGGUGGACCCGGAGCCUCCGGGCUAGCAGCCAUGAACGAGGCGAGCACGCUGCUUCUGGCCCUCACUGGCGGGAACUACGACAUUGUCAGCUGGGACACGCGCGGCGUCGGCACGCUCACCAUUCCCGGAGACAUCGUUUGCUUUGACAACGUCACAGACUACAACACGUUCUGGAAUGGCACGAUCGAGCUCGAUGGCAUCGAGUACACCGGUAACUUCACCGACCCGGCAGACACGAAAGCACUGCUUGCUCAGGCGACGGUCAUGGGACGCAAGUAUGCGGAGCUUGGGAAGCGCUGCCAGCAGCACCCCACUGGCAAGUACAUGAAGUACAUCGGAACGGCCGCGACGGUGCGCGACAUGAUCGCGCUCGCGGACGCGCUCGAUGGCCCUGGGAGCCCGGUGAACUACGCAGGUAUUUCGUACGGUACUCUGUUGGGCGCGUGGUUCGUGAACAUGUUCCCCAAGCGGGUAGGCCGAGUUCUUCUCGACGGUGUCCUCAACCCGCAACUCGUCGCGACACAAGAGUCGCACAAGAUCUGGCCCCAGCAGCUCUCGGAUACUGACAAAGCAUACGAGGCGUUCGUUGCCGGAUGCGCGCUCGCCGGGCCGUCAGGCUGCGCAAUCGCCACCGCGAACGCAUCCGCUGCGGACGUUGACGCGACCAUCAAGACGCUCCUUCAGCAGGCGCACGAUGCUACGCGCAAGAACGCGUCCGUUCCGGUGACGUCCGCGGACAUCCGCAGCGCACUGCUGUCGGCAAUGUACUUCCCGGCUACCUGGGCGGACCUCGCGAACACGACCUUCCCUGAGAUCGUUGCGGCCGUCCAGGGCGAGUCGCUGGCUCGCAGGGCCCUUGGUGGAGUGGCACAACGAAUUGUUCGGAGGCACCAAUCGGACGAAGCGGAGACGUAUGGCGGCAUCGCGGUCGCGUGCAGCGACAGCAUCGAUCCGCGGGGCACGUCGAUGAAGGAUGUGUUCAAGAACACGAUUGCCGCAACCCAAAGCGUCAAUGGCUCUCAUCUUUUCACGCCCGUCUGGCCCAUCUCUUGGAACUACUGCCCGUUCUGGCCCGUGCGCGCCGUGGAAAGGUACACGGGCCCGUUCAACAAGAAGCUCGCGAACAAGGUUCUGAUCGCCAACAACCGCUUGGACGCGGCCACGCCUCUGAAGGGCGCCCAGGCGCUAUCUAAGAUUAUGGGGGACAACGCGGCCCUCGUCGUCCAGGAAGGAAUUGGGCACACCACGCUUUACUCGCCCUCCCAGUGCAUGAACGAGAUUCUAUUCACGUACAUGACCACUGGCGCGGUCCCGGACAGCAACGACACGACGUGCGAGGUCGAUACGGACUUUGAAUUGUUCGAUGGGGUGAACACUGAGGCGAUCAUGGCCGCGCUCGCCACAUAG
Messenger RNA from Trametes versicolor FP-101664 SS1, 1680 nucleotides. RefSeq names its product alpha/beta-hydrolase. NCBI's taxonomy places the organism in Eukaryota, Fungi, Basidiomycota, Agaricomycetes, Polyporales, Polyporaceae. The record is from RefSeq and is a predicted model, not a curated record. The transcript has 13 exons. Bases 1 to 1680 code for a protein of 559 amino acids.